Molecule: messenger RNA, 1805 nt
Organism: Erythranthe guttata (spotted monkey flower)
Lineage: Eukaryota; Viridiplantae; Streptophyta; Magnoliopsida; Lamiales; Phrymaceae
Product: protein ZINC INDUCED FACILITATOR-LIKE 1
Biological process (GO): transmembrane transport
Molecular function (GO): transmembrane transporter activity
Source: RefSeq, a predicted model, not a curated record
ACCGACAGUUGCAACUUGACGACGCCGUUGAAUGGACGCCGAUUGACGACUGUCAGUGCAAGAAGGACAGAUACAAAACAUGAAAAGGGUUCGUUUUGAUAAACUAGCCGUACGUUCUGGAGGGGGAUGGAAGACAAAUCUGAACCGUUGAUCAAGAAGCGAGGAGGGUACCACGAGAGCUGCGAGGCGUGCACGAUUGAGAAAUUUAAGGAAUCCAGUAAUGGGAUCCCCUUCAAGCUUUUCUCCUUUGUCUGGAUUAUCACUCUUGCUGCAGCUCUGCCAAUAUCGUCUCUCUUUCCUUUCCUUUAUUUCAUGAUCAAGGAUUUCCAUAUUGCAAAAAGGGAGGAAGACAUAAGUUUCUAUGCAGGAUAUGUGGGGUCUGCUUUCAUGCUUGGGAGAGCUUUGACUUCUCUUCUAUGGGGAAAGGUGGCUGAUAAAUAUGGCCGUAGACCGAUUAUCAUGAUCGGUACAUUUACAGUGGUUAUAUUCAAUACACUGUUUGGUCUUAGUGUGAACUUUUGGAUGGCUAUUUCGACACGGUUCCUUCUUGGAAGUCUGUGUGGGAUACUCGGUCCGAUGAGGGCAUAUGCUUCUGAAAUAUGCCGCGAAGAACACCAAGCUUUGGGGAUGUCAGUUGUUGGCACAUCGUGGGGCAUAGGCUUGGUGAUUGGUCCAGCUGUCGGAGGUUUUCUUGCACAGCCUGCAGAGAAGUAUCCACACAUCUUUUCAGCAGAAUCUCUAUUUGGGAGGUUUCCGUAUUUUUUACCUUGUCUUGUGAUAUCUCUCUUCGCUUUAGUGGCAUUCAUCAUCUCCUAUUGGCUCCCCGAAACUCUUCACAUCCAUACCGAAGAAAACAUAGGACGAGAUUCCACACAAGCUUCAUUAGAAGACAACUCAUACGAGCCGACUCGGACACAUAAAACGGAAGUUUCUGAGCUCAAAUUCUCUACCCCUCACAGGAGCCUCUUAAGAAAUUGGCCGCUUAUGUCAGCAAUUAUGGUUUAUUGCAUUUUUCAACUUCAUGACAUGGCAUAUAGUGAGAUAUUCUCACUGUGGGCCCUCAGUCCACGGAAGCUAGGCGGAUUAAGUUUUACCACAGCAGAUGUUGGUGAAGUUCUUUCCAUCACAGGAUUUGGUAUGUUAUUCUUUCAGCUCUUUUUAUAUACUUGGGUAGAGAGGAUAUUGGGAUCUGUCACGGUUUCUCGUAUUGGAGCUGUAAUUUCAAUUCCAUUGUUAACAAGCUACCCCUUUAUAGCCAAGUUAUCCGGUUCGAUACUCUUCUUAGUGCUUAAUUGUGCUUCCAUGGUGAAGAACAUACUCUCUAUAGCCAUUACAACGGGGCUGUUAGUGAUUCAAAACAGAGCUGUGCCUCAAGAACAAAGAGGAGCUGCAAACGGCAUAUCUAUGUCUGCUAUGUCUCUUUUCAAAGCAAUUGGUCCCGCAGCCGGAGGUUCCCUACUAUCUUGGGCUCAAAGCCGUCAGGAAAACGACUUCCUACCAGGUGUCACCUGGUUUUCUUCACAUUGAAUAUAGUCGAGCUUGUCGGCCUGGUUAUGACCUUCAGACCUUUUCUGGCACUCCCUUAAGACGAUCUUUUCUACUUGACCCGAAAGCACCAUUGAAGAUGAUUAAUAACCCGAAACCCCGGAAUUUUUGUGAUCUUAAGAAACUAGACUAAUUUAAUUUAGGUAUAUGUAUAUAUUACUAGUGUUAUGAAAUAAUUGCUGGUCUAAUUUCUUGUGAUUUUUUUUUUUUGACAAUGUAGGAACUAACUCUCAAUUAGUGUUUUUAUUUAUUAUUAUUAU